Molecule: messenger RNA, 1215 nt
Organism: Cetraspora pellucida
Lineage: Eukaryota; Fungi; Glomeromycota; Glomeromycetes; Diversisporales; Gigasporaceae
Source: the annotation of a GenBank genome assembly
AUGGUUGUUGAAAAUAAUGCAAAACAUGGAACUCCAUUAGCAUUUGUAAUAAAUGCAGUUAAGCAAAACAUACCUUGUAGUGAACCUACAUGUGAGCACUUAUGGCAUUAUGAAAACCUUCCAAAUAAUAAUGGAUUUAAGCGAAUUCACAGCUGUAGUAUUAACCAAGUAUGGAAUCCUUACACCAUGAUUGAUAAAUAUAAACCUACUAAACUAGGAGUUGAAGGACUUGUACGUGGAACUAUACUUUGCUGGUUCCAUAUUAUGCAAACAUUUGGAGCAGAAGUUUUCAUUAAUCGAGGAUUUGAACAAAAAUUAGAUCUUUAUGAAUUAAAGUUAUUACGUGAAAAUUUAAAUAGAGAAGGGACAGGACAAGUAACUUAUGAAGCAGGUUUAGUUACUUAUUUUAAUGUACAAUCUAUUGAACAACAAUCUGAUCAUCCAGAUUAUUAUUAUGUCAAGAAGUAUCUUGAAUCAGAAGUUAUUGACCUAGAUAAUAAUGAAGAAUUAAUGGAAUUAGAUAAAGAAAACACUACUUAUAUUCAACCAAUGAUGGAACUAUUAGCUGGCGAUUGUAAAGUUGCAUUGCGAGAUGGAUUCUAUAUUACGAAUAUCAUUACUGAGAAAUGUCCACAAUGUUUGGAUUAUAUAUGGAAUGGUCCAUUUCACAACGUUUGCAAACAUUGUCAUGGCACAAGAAUUUUCGCAACAGCUCAAAUAAACACAGUACAUGAAGCAUAUCAGGAAAUAAUUCGUCUUUAUAAUGAUAAGGGCACACAGAUUUUUUAUCCUUUUAACACACAAUCAAGUAUUUGUACAGAUCCAUUUCGACCAUUAGAGCUAAAUCAAUGGCGAUCAUUAAACAAUUGCUCACCUUCAAAACCAUCAGCUAAACCAUGCAAGCCUAGCCAUAUUUUGUGUUCAAUUCAACCUGAAAAUACAAAUAAUGAAAGCCCAUCACCCUCAUGCCACCAUAAUGAACAAAUUCCUGAAACCUCUAUUUUAACUUCACAAAAUAAUAAGCAACAUACAGUAACUAAAACGUGUCUCCCCAUUGAAACACACGAGACGCCACUUCAAUUACAAUUUACAACACCUGAAGUUUACCAAUCAGUGUCAACUAUAAAUACUCUGCACCCAGCUAAUGAAUCGGAAGCACUUGCGCAUCGACUAGAACUUGCGCGACAAUAUGUUUUAAAUGUCAUUAGACGUUGA